AUGUCUCGACGACUUUCGGAAGCUACAGAAGACGCUCUCCUCGAAGGCGGACGCGCUGGACGGAAAGCCGUUGAAGAAGCCGGGUUUUCAGAAGAAUUAAAGCAAAAGCUACUUGAAAAAGUAGCAGCAUCCAGCUUCCGAUCCGAGAGUGCCUCUGCUUUCGCAGAAGCAGAAAUGACCUCCAAUGUCGGUCGUGGAUCUAGAGACAUUGCGGCAAGUCAAGCAUGGACAGGGUCUGAGGCUCCGGAGGAUACAAUGCUGCGAAUGCUUGAUGAUGCGAGGAAACCUUCGAAGCCUGGACUUAGAGGAGCUGCCAAAAUCCCGAGUCCGGUGGUGGAUAUGAGGUUGAGGAGGGAGCCGAAGGCGAGGCCGGGACAGAGGUUGGCGAAUGCGAGAGAUAAGACGAGUAUUUAUGCUAUUUCGAAAGAUAUGAAUAUGUCGGAAAAGGAGAGAGAGGCUAUGAGGAAGGAAUUAAAGGAGAGGUUUACUCCUGCAGCGAGGGCGAUGCCUACUUCUUUCAGUGGGUUGGCUGCUUUGGCUAAUGAGCGGAUUGAGGAUGCUAUUGCUAGAGGGCAGUUCAAAAAUAUACCCAGAGGCAAGAAAAUAGAAAGAGAUACCAGAGCCGACAAUCCAUUCAUAGAUACCACAGAAUACAUCAUGAACAAGAUGAUUCAGCGGCAAGAGAUCGUUCCACCAUGGAUCGAGAAACAACAAGAGCUUGUCAAAGCUACGAAUGUAUUUCGAGCACGAUUGAGGAAUGAUUGGAAACGCCAUGCUGCAAGGACGAUUGCAAGUCGAGGAGGCAGUUUACAAGAGCAAAUGAGGACUGCAGACAGAUACGCUGAAGCGGAAAGGAUGUACAAUCCGAAGAAGAGAGCCGUGGAACAAAUUUCAGUCCCUACCAAUGCGACUUCGGAUCCAGUCAUGGUCAGCAUUAUUCAAGACGUCCCAACAUCGAAAUCAGACAGCCCAGUGAUCAAAGUUGCCGUGGAAAACAAGGACGAAAAGGUGGUACUCGCUGAAGCAAGUGUCCAAGACUCAACGACAGUUACCCCACCUGAAAGUCAAGCAGAGGUUCGACCAGAAAGCGACGCAGAGGCAACUCCAGCUCCUUUGCCAGCACUAUUUCGCAUUCCUUCCUGGGAAGCAGCCGAACUUUCCUACCUUAAUCUCGCCAUCACCAAUCUCAACAGUCUAACUAGAUCCUACAAUCUCAUGGCUCCCGAAUUAGCCAAGAAGCCAUACUUCUCCCUUGACCGAGAGCUCAAGUCAUGCUAUGCAGAUGUUGCUCCUCAGCUAGCAGACGCUAUCAAGGAGCGGGCUGCUAGACCAGCGAAAGAUCUGGUGGAGAAGAUUGGACAUAGGCCUGGGAGUGUAUUGGAGAGAUUCUCUAGUGACACGGCGACUAUCUAUGAUUCAAAGAGGCCGCUGUAUGGGUUCAAGGAGUUUUGGAAUGAUUUGUGGUCGGAAAAGAGGGCUUGA
Molecule: messenger RNA, 1482 nt
Organism: Mollisia scopiformis
Lineage: Eukaryota; Fungi; Ascomycota; Leotiomycetes; Helotiales; Mollisiaceae
Exons: 2
Coding region: 1-1482 (493 amino acids)
Source: RefSeq, a predicted model, not a curated record